Molecule: messenger RNA, 375 nt
Organism: Fusarium venenatum
Lineage: Eukaryota; Fungi; Ascomycota; Sordariomycetes; Hypocreales; Nectriaceae
Source: RefSeq, a predicted model, not a curated record
AUGGAUAGAUUGGCAAGACUCCCAAACUUGGUCCUAACAGAGAUCUUUGUUCAACUCGAAACUGAGUAUAGUAUUAAUGGUCUUAUUCGCGCAUGUCCUUCUAUGCUCUGGCUUUACCACCAGUACGAGCAAGGCAUCUUGGAGAGAAUCCUGACCAAUCUGCUUACCAACGAUGUGGAAGGAAAUAUCCGAAAAGACGCCUUGGCAAUCAUGGAAUUCUGUAUCCCCGAUGGAUGCCAUGAAUCGGAAUACCGUGGCAGCGAAUUUAAAAUGGACACUUUCCACUGGCCGGAAUGGACAGAAUCUCCUACACGAGGAGAUCUUCGAAAACUUCAUCGACUUCUCGGUCGUGUCAUCAUAUUUGGCGAGGAUUAA